This is a messenger RNA of Clonostachys byssicola, 2040 nucleotides long. NCBI's taxonomy places the organism in Eukaryota, Fungi, Ascomycota, Sordariomycetes, Hypocreales, Bionectriaceae. The record is from the annotation of a GenBank genome assembly.
AUGCCUCCAAGAGAAUCAGUACACGCCCGCCAUAUCAACUACACUAACAAAGUAACAGACGGGCGAGCUUGUAUCAAUUGCCAUCAACGCAAGGUUCGGUGCGAUAUCCUUGACAAGGGAGCCCCUUGCACAAACUGCUCAACUGGACAUCGCGAGGGAUGCUCUAUUUACGUGAAAAAACGUCAUCGGGAAAGCCAAGGUCGGAAUAGACGACUUAUGAGUAUUCAGCCACGUUCACGAACCACUGAUACGAGACCCAGCGACAAGCUCCCCGGUCUUCGCCCAAGAAGGCAGCCACUACAAGGCUCUUCAGCCGAAGUAUGCAUUGACGAGCUUCAAACAGAGGACCCAGGGAACUUCGACGAUCUUAUGAAUAAUGAAAGUAUCCAGACAAGAGAGUUUGGAGACCAAAAUAGGGUUUGCUUCCUCGGAGGGGCACUAUCCAAUUGCCAUUAUUUGAUGCGGCAAACAUAUCCUCAGCAAGUUCGCAGGAACGUUUUCCACUUCGGGGGCCGGCAGUAUAGCUACAAAGACACGUCUCAUAAUCUUCAACGCAUUCCCACAGAAGCCCUCGAGAGGCCGAAAAAGGCGCUGGCAGACAAGCUGAUCCGAGCUUACUUUGACCAGAUCAAUUGCGGAUGGCCAAUCGUAGAUGAAGAGAGCUUCAUGGCUCAGUAUGAAAAGAAUUACCCCAGUGGCCCAUUGCCUCUGACGCUCUUGAACGCAGUCCUUAUGGUCGGGGCUCAUGUGCUGGCGGACAAAGAUGACGAGAUGAAAAAUUUGCAAAGUAUCCUGUUUCACCGAGCCAAGACUCUCAUCGACUUCCGGCUAGACCAGGACCGCGUUGCGUUCGUACAGGUCGCGAUUCUCAUGACUUGGUAUUCAGACGGCUUAGAAGACAUUGUGGCAAAUACGUGGCACUGGAUUGGGAUUGCCACACGAACAGGCCUAGGGUUGGGAAUGCAUAGGAACACAUUUCAGUCAACGAUGCAGCCACAUUGGAAACGCAUAUGGACACGGCUCUGGUGGAUCCUAUUUCAAUUUGACACUCUUGCAUCAGCAUCUAUGGGAAGGCCACAGAUUUUAAACCUUGAUGACUCCGAUGUUCCUGAGCUUGCACCGGAACAUUUUAAAGGCAUCCCCAACGCAAACAUACAGUUUUCGAUUCAACAGUCCAAACUGUGCAUGAUUAUUUCACGCACAGCUAGAGACGGUUGGUCCCUUCGCUCUACCACCCAAGCCCGGAACGACGCCGUCGAGGCCGCAGAUGAGGCACUGGCCAGUUUCCUCCAUCAAUUACCGCCAGAACUCCAACUGCGGGCAACAAAUAUCACAACAUGGCAGGCUAUGCUCCAUUUAACAUACAACAAUUUCGUCAUUCUCAUUCAUCGCCCGCCGCCAAAAGGCGGCCCAGAUGUCCAAGAGGACGCCAGUUACACACGGCUUCACCUGUGCGCCGUGGCUACAGUAGCCAUCAGUUCCAUUCUUGAGUCUCUGAUUGACCAAAAUCUACUUUGCACUUUGUGGUACUCUGUCAACCAUGUCAUAUUUACUGCAAUCAUCAAUGCGAGCACAGAAAUUGCCUCAUCAAACCCGCUAACAGCGGCAGAAUCACAGCGCGUCUUUCAAUCACUUCUUACAUCAUUGCGGUCUGUUUCAAGAUACUGGCGUUAUGCACAAGGGUUGUUUCACAUGUUCCAACAGCGGGCAUUGAGGUUGAAAUCUAGGAGCAUCGUAACAAAUGACCAACCUCUUCACCAAUCACGUCAUGGCCCGGACCACUUCAUAGCCGUCGACUCAGACCCUUCGGCUCAACAAUUACUGGCUGAAUAUCGGAGCGAUAAUGAUCAAGUGACAUACUUUACUGAUUCAGCCUACGAGCAUGAUCCGUCCUGCUCGGACUACACAAGUUCUCUUCCUAUCACUGAUGAUGAGAUUGAAUGGAAUCUUUUGAGUUCAGAUGAAGGUGCCCUUUUGGAAAAUCUGUUUCCCUUUGAUUGCCCUCGGGUUGAUAAUUUUCUAAAUGAAGUUUUUAGAUAA